CAUCAAUUUAAGCUAAAAUAAAACGAUGGACAAUAGUUAUGGAGUAUUGGAGUGGGAAGGUAAAAAUUUGACAAGCACAUUUUAACUAACGUUUGGCUUAUGUUGCUUAUGCAGUUCUUCUUUCUACCCGGAAGCUACAAUAUUCUUUUUCAAUAACGAUCUACUCCUGUUAAUUUUUCAAUAAUCCGUCAAUCAGAUUUCAAUUCAAACAACUGAUCUGCGAAAUCAUUUUUUUUUUUUUUUUCUUAAUUUUAAAAAAACUGCAAUCCCAUUAGUUUUUACAUCACUUGAUCGCCUGAUCUCGUGACACUAUUAGUUUCGAUGGAUUCUUGGCUCAAACGUGCUGAAGAUUUGUUUGAAGUUGUUGAUCGGAGGGCAAAACUUGUUGCGAAUGAACUUACAGAUGAGCAAUCCAAUAGUCUCCCAGCAGUUUCUAACGGAAAGGGUCUUCAAGGGAAAAGGUCAAAGCCAAAGGGAAAGAAGAGAGCUUCUGUGGAGGAACACGUGAAAAAGAAGGACACCGUGCAGGAAGAAAGUAGCUUACAACUAUCAGUAUCAAAUUCUAUAACUGAUGAAAUGAUGGAGGUCACAGCAGUUGACAAUGUUGGGCUGAUCAGAAGUCAUUCAACAGCCCAAACCAACAUUGAGAUGCUUGGCAGGACUGAUAAUAAUUCUUAUGUGGAUGGUGCUGAAUCUAAACCCUCAUCAUCUGAAGUGAGCAAACCUGGUGAUAGGCAGGGGGAGGCUGAUACAAGUGAUAAAGUGGUCAUUUCAUCUUUAAAUGGUGAACUUAAUAAUGAUAUGGUUCCUGCUACCAAAUCUGGUGUCACUGGGUCUGAGGUGAGCCUUGACAAUCAUCCAAUUGAUUCUGGCCAAAGUAUCAGUUCAAAAGAUGAAGAUAACUCUUUGAAGAGUACUGAAGAUGAAUCAUCAUCCGUAGUUGAUGUUACACCCAUUCCAGUGUCUGCUGACAAGAAAAAGAUAAGCACUGUUGAUGCCACACCUGAACCUAUCUCCAAGUCCUCGAAACAGGGGGAUGAAAAGUCAAGAACAUCUUCAAACAAAGUACAAGAGCAACUCGAGGAGGCUCAAGGUCUACUCAAGUCAACGAAUUAUUCUGGUCAAUCAAAAGAGGCGAGGUUAGCGCGGGUUUGUGCUGGACUUUCAUCCCGUCUUCAGGAAUACAAGUCUGAAAAUGCUCAGUUAGAAGAGCUUCUGACUGCUGAAAGGGAGCUCAGCAAAUCAUUUGAGGGUCGCAUAAAGCAACUGCAGCAAGAGUUAUCUGCUGCUAAAGCUGAAGCAAACAGGCUUGAGUCAAUUAUGGCUGAAGCACUAACUGCUAAAAAUUCUGAAAUUGAGACACUUGUUGGUUCUCUUGAUGCUCUGAAGAAGCAGGCUGCUUUGUCUGAAGGGAAUAUCGCAUCUAUGCAGGCAAAUAUGGAGACUUUGAUGAGAAACAGGGAACUAACAGAAACACGGAUGAUGCAAGCUCUAAAGGAGGAGCUUGCUUUGGCUGAACGAUGGGCAGAAGAAGAGCGUGUAGCUCAUAAUGCCACCAAAAAGGCUGCUAUGGAAAGGGAAGUAGAAUUAGAACACCGAGCUGUUGAUGCCUCUACUGCCCUUGCUAGACUCCAGAGAAUGGCAGAUGAGAGGGCAGUGAAGGCAGGUGAACUUGAACAGAAGGUGGCAUUGCUUGAGGCUGAAUGUGCAUCUUUAAGUCAAGAACUGCACGACAUGGAAGGUUGUCUCCGUCGUGAGCAAAAGAAGUCGCCUGAAGAUGCAAAUCAGUUGAUUCAGAUACAGACAUGGCAACAGGAAGUAGAACGUGCACGUCAAGGUCAAAGAGAUGCAGAAAUCAAGCUUUCUUCUCUUGAGGCUGAAUUACAAAAGAUGAGAAUUGAAAUGGCUGCCAUGAAAAGGGAUGCUGAGCAUUAUUCACGUCAGGAGCACAUGGAGCUUGAAAAGAGAUACCGGGAAUUAACUGAUCUAUUGUACUACAAGCAAACACAGCUUGAAACAAUGGCAAGUGAAAAAGCUGCUGCAGCGUUUCAGUUGGAGAAGGAGAUCAAGCGUCUUCAGGAAGCACAGGCUGAAGCAGAAAGAAACAAGAUUUCUCGCCGCGCAUCAUCAACAUGGGAUGAUGAAACAGACAUGAGAGAACUUGAGCCUCUUCCAUUACACCAACGUCACUUGGCUGGCGCUAGUAUACAGUUGCGGAAGGCAGCAAAAUUUUUGGAUACAGGUGCAGUCAGUGCUACGAGGAUUCUCUGGCGACAUCCUAGAGCUCGUGUCGGCCUGCUAUUUUAUCUAGUUUUCGUGCAUCUGUUCUUGAUGUAUCUGUUGCACCGUCUUCAGGCUCAAGCUGAUGAUUUUGCUGCUCGAGAAGUCGCUCAAUCAAUGGGACUUUCUCAACCCAACUUGCCAUGAUUAUAGUGUGAGCUCAAUUGCUGGAAUCUCUGUCAAUGCUACUCCAGUAACUAAAAUGUGGAAAAAUACUGGUUUGGUUAGUUACUAGUCUUGUAUAUCGUCUGUCAGAAUGAACGGUGAGUGCUAGAAGUUGUGUACUAUUAUUUGCGUUUCUCGUUGUAUCGACAGUUGACCCAUCAAAACCGACUAACAGCAACACUCAAUCUCUUAUGGCAUUCAGCAAAUCGCACCAUUGUACAGUGACGAAGCAUACGUUAUUCUACGGUUGUACUUCAAGGAUGUAUACAUAGUCUUGCAGGUUGUCAAAAGCCUGGUAUGCUUUUUCGAAGAUACUAGGAUGUGAUGAAGAUUGCGUAUAAUUCUAAGUGGAACUUGAACUAUAUACUUGCUACACUCGUUUCUAUUAUCGACACUGAUAUAACUAAAUUUGUUUUAGAUCGAUGGAUUCUUUUAUUUGAUUUUACAUUUGUAGAAGUUACAAAAUAAAAUUUUUGAGAAUUCGUAUGUAAUCCUUUGAUAUAUUGUAAAUUCUUAAAGGUGAUGGAAUUGGCUUAUAGUAGUA
This is a messenger RNA of Amaranthus tricolor (Joseph's coat), 2989 nucleotides long. Its product is annotated as golgin candidate 1. Gene Ontology annotation, cellular component: Golgi cisterna; Golgi membrane. The transcript has 21 exons. The coding region runs from base 322 to 2427 and encodes 701 amino acids. The record is from RefSeq and is a predicted model, not a curated record. Gene Ontology annotation, biological process: retrograde transport, vesicle recycling within Golgi; Golgi organization. Lineage: Eukaryota; Viridiplantae; Streptophyta; Magnoliopsida; Caryophyllales; Amaranthaceae.